AUGGCUGCGCCGCAUGUCCCCAGCGGCCGCUGGUCUGGGAGCGGCCGGGCCGCGGCGCGCUGGGCUGGCGGGCGCGCACGGCGCUUCUGUUUUUUGGCACUGACUUCCCUUCGGCUGGUGUUCUUGGUUGCAUUUGGCCUGAUAAUAAUAGUUUGUUUAGAUCAAUGGAAGAAUAAAAUCUGGCCUGAAAUUAAAGUGGCAAGAUCUGAUGAAUCGGACAAUGAGAGCUGGGGCUAUGUUCACCCUCAGUUGCUGAGUGUGCCGGAGCUGUGUCACCAUUUAGCUGAUGGAUGGGUUACUGGGGUCACCUUCUUAAGGAAUCUCUUCAUUUUCAAAAGGCAAAAUCCCGGCAAGUUUUGCCUUUUAGUGUGUGGCAUCUUUACAUUCUUGGCUGUUCUGGGCCGAUGCAUUCCUGGACUUUUGCUCUCAUACCUUAUGCUGCUCUUCAUCCUGCUAUGGCCUCUCGCAGUGUACCACAGACUGGGGCAACGCAUGUACAUGAAGCUGGAGCCAGCUCUGCAGCGGCUGGAUUUCAGUGUUCGAGGCUACAUGAUGUCAAAGCAACGAGUGAAGCAAUUGCGCCAGCGAGCGCUGAACCAGGAGCCUGCUGAUGCUGGGACUGACAGUGAAGAAGAACUUGCUGCUUUCUGUCCCAAGCUGGAUGAUUCCGUAGUUGCUAAGGAACUGACUAUCUCUGACUCUGAGCAUUCAGAUGCUGAAGUUUCCUACACUGAGAAUGGGACGUUUAAUCUGUCAAGGGGACAAACUCCACUGACUGAGGGAUCUGAAGAUCUUGAUGGUCACAGUGACCCUGAAGAAUCUUUUGCCAGGGAUCUCCCUGACUUCCCUUCCAUAAAUCCAGAGGUGACUGGAAUAGAUGAUGAAGAUGACACCAGCAUUGGGAUUCCCAGCCUUGCUUACCGCUCGCAGGGCAUGGAAGAUCUACGUCACCCGUAUGACCAAGAAGAAGCUGUCCCUGCACUCCUACUAGGGGCACUGCCCUCUGAGCACAAUCUUACAAAUAACUUAGCUGGAUUUGUCACCAGAGGCAUGAUACAAUUAGCCUUGUCAGGAGCCUCUCAGCCAGGCCCUGUAUGCAGUGACAAUCUGCAGAGAGGCACAAAAACCUAUCUUAGAACCUCCAGCUCUGACUUGGACACUGAUGCAGAAGGGGAUGACUUUGAACUGUUGGAUCAGUCAGAGCUGAUCCAGCUGGAUCCAGCUGGCUCUCGAGGCCAGUUGUUUGAAGAAAAUAGAUUCUCACUGUGCCAAACUGUGCAGCUAUUGCAUGAGUAACUUACAGCACCAGAGUUUCAAACUUCAGGUACAAUGUGACAAGUUGACUUUUUUUUUUAAUCCUGGAAAAAGUAUUUAACUCUUAUGUGAUAUCUUGCCUUUUUCCUACUGUUUCCUCUUCUCUGCUGUGAGGAAGAACAACUGUGUAUGAAAUCAGCCUUUUACACUCCACAUUGGUGUUAAUACAAUGCUGUAACACUGUUCAGAAGUUCUAGUGUCCCUAAGUACUUAAAGACAAGAUUUGCAGCUCCCCAAGUCAGAGGAAGUCCUCUAAACUCAGUUGGCUUUAUUAGACACCUGGAUAGAUUAAUUGUAUCAAAUCAGGGUAAAACAAGUAAAGUGGUGGUGGUCUCUGAAACAUCCCUGUUUAAUUGCAUCUAUUUGUAAGCAAUCAGCAUAAUCAAACCUAGAACUGAAAAAACAAUGCUCAGUGCUAAUGAUUAGUCUAUUUUCAGAUGUAUCUACUAGCGAUUUAAGAGUCUGUGAACACCCAGUUUAUUCCAUGAAGCACUAACGACACUUCCUGUAUCACGGACUCAUUUCUUCAGCCAUUCCUUUGACCCCAACCCCCCAAAAAGGCUGGGCGUUAUAGGGGAGUGUUGUGGUACAAGCAGAGCUAGGACACGGGUGUUCUGAGCAUGGAUCUCCAAUGGAUGGCCGCCUCUGCCACCGGGCAAGUAACUUUACUUCUCCAUACUUCAUCAUUCCUAUUUAGAAGUUACUAGCCUCUUAUGGGGGCAGUCAAGGAGGAGAAAAUAAACCAAUCCAUGAUGAACAGUGUAGGUUUUCCCAGACUAUUCCCACUGCUUUUACCAGUGCAGGCUCCAAAAUGAAGCUUCCUAUACACCAUGUUGUGAAUUUUUGGAUCCAUAUUUCCAUACUCAUUACAGCCCUCCUUGUCCAUUGUGUAAUCACCACCAUGGCUUUUAAGGCUGAAGAAGAAUGCCAUACUCCACUUAAAUCUCUGAAAAUUCUUAUGAGUUAUGUCUUUACUAGUAUACAGUGUUGGUCCCAGGAUAUUUUGUCUUUACUAGUGGUAGUCUACCUGUCUUUUCUCUUGUAGGGCCAGAUAGAAAACCAACACCUUCUGCGGACUUUUGCGGCAGAACCCCUCCAAAUGAUAUGUAACUAUGGAUGGGUGACGAGCAUCUCUAGGUCAAAGUGCAGAAAGGGAGAGCUAACCCAUUGUAACAAAUGGAGAUGUCUAUUCUCAGCUGUGGCACAAGUGAUACUAGGGCUGCUUAAGUAUAAAUCUUUGGAAUACUCCUGACCUGACCAGUCUCUCUAACGCCCCCACCCCCACCCCCAAAUAAAAUCUACUGAAGUGCUGCUGCUUUCUAAGGAUGGAAAUGCAGAAUCCUCUGCAGCAGUAAAUGUUUGAAAAUAGCCUCUGUUAACUUUUUAACAUUCUUUUGGAGGAGGGCCUGUUAACUUCUAGUAGCAUUAACAGAUGCUAUGCCCCACAUUAAUGAGCUACUUUGAAACAGGUUGCUUUUUCUUAGUUGGUUAAAAUGUAGGGACCUCUGUGCUGUGGUCCCAACCAAAAGUGUAAAUUUGUAACUCCACCUAAUGCCAAAUCAGGUUUGUAGCCCCCACUGGGAGCGGAGUUCAUCUGGUUUUGUGAACAAUGUGAGACUUGAGGGAAUCUUGUGAUUUUAAAUUUGAAUGGCUGUCUGGGAGUUUCCAAGAUCUUUAGUAACUUGUGAAAACGUGUAAAUUUGCUUAACUGAAACUUUCCAUACACCAGCAUAUCCACUGUGAAAGCAUCUAGUUCCAGCUGAAGUUGCACCGUCUCUAGAGUUCAUUAGUUCAGAAUUUCAUGACUUUGAAGCAUAGUGUUUUAAGACAGAUACCACCGCCCUGCCCUUUUUUGCCAAAUAAUAAUGUGAAGUCAGUAGUCACAAUCAGUGACAUUUCUAGUGAAACAAUACGCCCCAAGGCUCGCCUAGGACAGUGUGCAGGGCGUUGUAACUUCAGUGGGCUGGUUGUGAGAUCAUGGGUGUGGCAAUAUCAUCCUUUGUGUUUUCAGUAGCCACCCUUGUGAGCGUUUAGUCAUUUGUCAGUUUGCAGGUUUUUGAAGUGAGUUAAGUAAAAUGUUGAUACAAACU
This is a messenger RNA of Chelonoidis abingdonii (Abingdon island giant tortoise), 3404 nucleotides long. NCBI's taxonomy places the organism in Eukaryota, Metazoa, Chordata, Testudines, Testudinidae. The record is from RefSeq and is a predicted model, not a curated record.